AACCUGCUGCUCGUUUGCGAACUCCUCUCUGUGUUUCGUUGCAGAGCAGCAGGUCUCGUCGCGAAAAAGGAGAACUCCGAUCGAAAGAGGUGAAAAUUGUCUCGAAAAAAGUGCAAUUUUCGCGUGUGUUUUCAUUCUUUUCGGGCAGAAAAGUGAACUAAUCAGUAUCGUUGUGAGCUUACAACCGGAAUACGGGUGGUUCAGGUCUCCCACUGGUCGGGCUAGAGGCCUCUGUUGAAUGCCUCGAAUACGCUCUGCUGCCUUGAAACUUUGGGGCUCCCUUGUUCAAAGUGAAUCGACGACGACGAAAAAGUAGAAGAAACGGAGCCAUCAGCAGCAAUAUUUGCAACACCGUCAGAAGCGGCCGUCAUGUUCAACAACUUCGGCAACGCAAUGAUGACCGAUCCGUUCCGGAAGGUGGAACAGUACUCACCCAAAUCGUCACCACGGGCCGGCGGGGCUGGAGGACGGUCCCCGGUUGUGGCCCGGCAGGACUCGUCCGGAACUCUCAAAACCACCAUCCAGCUCGGGAAGAACCCGUCGAUCGUGCACAGUGGACCGUUUUACCUGAUGAAGGAACCACCAGGCGAAGGCGAACUGACCGGGGCGACCAACUUGAUGGCUCACUAUGGCCUCGAGCAUUCGUAUAGUAAAUUUAGUGGUAAGAAGGUAAAGGAGCAGCUCUCAUCAUUUCUGCCGAAUUUGCCCGGUGUCAUCGAUGGACCAGGACAUCUCGAUAACAGCUCCCUCAGAAGCAUAAUCGAGAAACCACCAAUCGUUGGCAAGGAACUACUUCCCCUCACAAGCGUACAACUGGCGGGAUUCCGCCUGCAUCCCGGACCGCUCCCGGAACAGUAUAAGCACCUGAAAACGGCACCCACUAGAAAGCAUAAGAAUAAGCAUAAGAAACACAAAUACAAGGAAGGUAUCGCGCCCCAGUCCGAGCAGUCGGCGCUCGAAGCGGCCGGCUUGGAUACCCACGAAAAGAAGCACAAGAAGCAGAAGCGCCACGAAGACGACAAGGAACGGAAAAAGCGGAAAAAAGAAAAGAAACGCAAAAAACAGCGGCAUAGUCCGGAACAUCCGGGGAGUGGAACCACCGCAAUGCCACCUCAAACGCAAGUCUUCUAAAACCAAGAAAAUCAAAACAAUGGGAAUCGUAUAUACAUAUACAAACACAGAGCUGCAACAAAAAAAAAACAAGCGACAUCGUUAGUAGUUGUGGAAACGAGUUAUUUCACUUCGAAUGGGAGCCUAGGUAUAUGCUUUCGAAAACGAAAUAAACCCAUUGAGCGAUCUUAAAAUGAAUAAAAAAGUACAUAUAAUUAACAGUAUAAAUAAUAAUGAAAGAUGUAAGUAAAAACAAGAAAGUGUAUUUUUUAAGGAUGCACCUCGUUUUUCCUGUUUUGUUGAUAUAUACAUAAUAACUUUUUUGAACGCAAAAGUGUUUCCUUACCACAAUUAUCAAUAUAAACAAAGAAACAAAUUAUCAAUCGAAAAUCGAUUGGGAAAAAUGCCAAUUUUUGAGGGUAGGAGUGUGUCAAAAAUGAUCAUUACAAAUUACUGAUAUGAUUUAUGGUAGCAACAACAGAAAACUUGUUCCACGGUAGUGUUGCGAAUUUUUUACGAAAAAAAACCCUUAGCCAUGUAAGCUAAGAGUGAAAUUAAAGUUUAGAUCUUAUAUUUUCUCGACAUUGUGCGCGGGCCUGAAACAUUUCGUGAUGGUCUUUCUUUGUACAGAAAUGAAUCCGUUCUUUGAUUUACGAGUUUGAUCCUGUCAUCGGAGCUGACUCGGAGCACGUUUAGUGCAACGGGAGCAGUUUCGGAACAGGGCGACGUGCAAAAAAGCAUGAAUUAUUUUUAGUAACGUGUAUUUAUAAUUAUUAAUUUGAGUUAUUUUAUUUAAUUUUAUUUUCUUCUAGCAAUAUAUUUGAA
Messenger RNA from Topomyia yanbarensis, 1935 nucleotides. RefSeq names its product mediator of RNA polymerase II transcription subunit 19 (gene MED19). The record is from RefSeq and is a predicted model, not a curated record. NCBI's taxonomy places the organism in Eukaryota, Metazoa, Arthropoda, Insecta, Diptera, Culicidae. Gene Ontology annotation, molecular function: transcription coregulator activity; transcription factor binding. The coding region runs from base 370 to 1131 and encodes 253 amino acids. Gene Ontology annotation, cellular component: mediator complex. The transcript is spliced from 4 exons. Gene Ontology annotation, biological process: positive regulation of transcription by RNA polymerase II.